UGAUUUGGCAGAUCGCGAUUUUUCAGCAAGUCUCCCCCGAUUUCUUGCUUCCACUGGCCGUACCGCCGCCGUAGCAGCUGCCUCCGCCUCCGCGCCCGGCGCGAUGCGGCCGUGACGCCGCCGGGCCCGGGGGGAGCGUGUGGAGCCGCGCGUCGCUCGCCGGCAGCGGCAGGGAGGCAUUUGUGGCCAGUCAGGCCCCCAUCUACAUGAAUCAGGCUCCUCCACAUAUGUCUAGACCAUCUAUUAUUCUCAAGCUCAUUUUGGGGCUGAUCUGGGGCAUCAUCCACUUGGCAAUCAGCCUUUUUAAUAUAUGGUCUCUUCUGAUUUAUAAUCUAGAAUGCUAUAUUAUUUCGUCUGGGUUGUUGCGGAAGUAUCGGUACCUCCACCUGGAUCGACUGAAGUACUUGGCUAUUGUGGUGGAUAGCAAAGAAGCUAAAAAUACCGUGAAGAUCAGGCAGCUAUUGUGCUGGCUCUCAACUAUGGGUGUGAAGUAUAUAUGUCUCUACGACAUUGAGGGAGUCCUGAAGAAAUCAUUUGAACCGGCUAUGAAGGGUUCAAGAGAUGGGAAGGCAGGAGAAUAUUUGGGUAUUAGUGCAAGCAUUUCACACUCUGGCCACAAAGAUUUGGUAAUAGAGUGUGUUUCUGGUUCUGAUGGCAAGGAGGGUAUUGCUAAAGCAGCCAGUUUACUUUGCUCAACUUACUUAAAUGGUGAUACUCAUGGAGAUGGCAAAAAGGAGCCAACAUUUACAGAAGCUGACAUGGCCAGUGCGCUGAAAGCUGUAGGUUGUGGUGGACCAGAACCUGAUCUUCUUCUCAUGUAUGGUCCUGCUAGAUGUCAUUUAGGCUUUCCUGCAUGGAGAUUACGGUAUACUGAAAUUAUGCAUAUGGGACCACUAAAAUCAAUGAAAUACGGUGCCAUUGUGAAAGCUUUAUAUAACUUUUCGAAGAAAUACCAAAAUUAUGGUAAAUGAGAGUUGGUACUGUUGUAACGAAGACCAGUAGCAGUUUAAUCCCUCCACCUUUUUUCUGCUGCUGAGUAUACUACUAAGUUCAUCGCCACACCCUCACUUUGUAUUUCCCUUGUACAAGAUCGGAAGUGUCACUGACAGAAUAUACGGGAUCAGAUCCCUUUGUAAAAGUCGCAUCAACAGUACUGAUUAAUGAACCUGCCCUCGAGCACACGAGCGAAUUUAAAUCGAGAUUGAUAUUGUUUGUUCCUGCCUGUCUGCCCUGGAUCUGUAUGCUGAACUGCCGACACCAUGUACUCAUGUACUAGUGUUUUGUGAGAUUUCCAUUUGACUUCUACGACCUGCGAGCUACGAAUUCUACUGAUGGCAAAUUGGCAAUCUCUCA
Molecule: messenger RNA, 1353 nt
Organism: Setaria italica (foxtail millet)
Lineage: Eukaryota; Viridiplantae; Streptophyta; Magnoliopsida; Poales; Poaceae
Product: dehydrodolichyl diphosphate synthase complex subunit NUS1
Exons: 8
Coding region: 207-971 (254 amino acids)
Cellular component (GO): endoplasmic reticulum membrane; dehydrodolichyl diphosphate synthase complex
Molecular function (GO): ditrans,polycis-polyprenyl diphosphate synthase [(2E,6E)-farnesyl diphosphate specific] activity
Source: RefSeq, a predicted model, not a curated record